GCGACAGGAACCUGCAGCCUCCUUUUUAGUCUUCAUAUCUACACCAAAACAUAACGGACAGACGGAAUUAUGAAGACAGACGAUUUACUACCAUUUAUUUGUGAUACUGCCCUCCGCAAAUAAAAUUAAAUGAGGCAUUCGUGCCUGAAAUGUUUGUUAUUUGGCAAAACGUUUUUAUCAGUGGCUGCACGAAAAAUAAAAUGACGCGAUUUUAUCAUCAAAAAGAAAUAAAACGCGCUCUCUAUUAUGUGGAUAUUAUGUGAAAAUUAACGCCAGACUGCAUGUUUUUGCGCGAGCUUUUUGAUAUUUUAGUUUUCUAAAAAUGAAAUGUACCGAUUUUAUAUAAAAGCUUGCUGCAACAAAGAACAUGCAUUCAUAGGAGAGGAUUGCUUGCUACCUCAAGGUGACAGUCAGUCAGCGCGCGGCAGCAGCCCUCCAGACCUCGGCCUCCGGGGAGCGACUGACCGAGCGGAUGCCCUAGGCUGCACGGCGGGAGCGGCAGGCUCGACCAUGACCCGGCUGAUGUUGGGCCGGACCCUGGAGCGGAUCUGCAAGGCUGUCCUGCUGCUCUGCCUGGUGCACUUCCUGAUCAUGAUGUUCCUGUACUUCGACGUCUACAGCCAGCGCUUUGACCAGAUCUUCAGCCGCUUCAACAACGGCCGCAACGCCAGCCGCAGUGGACACCACUACUACUACAACCUCAGCCGACCCAACGCCACGUUCACCAGCUACAUGGCCACCGCGGACCAGCUGUUGCCCAGUGUGCGACCCGAGGGCAACCGCACCCCACCCACUGCCAAGCCCAUUCCGCCAUGCCCGGAGAUACCCCCAGGCCUCGUGGGGCGCCUCCUCAUCGAGUUUGCCUCCCAGUUGACGAUGGAGCGGGUGCAGAAGGAGAACCCCAAUGUGACGGAGGGCGGAAGAUACACCCCGAAGGACUGCCGUGCCAAACAGAAAGUGGCCAUCAUUAUCCCGUUCAGACACAGGGACAACCACCUCAAGUACUGGCUGCACUACCUGCAUCCCAUCCUGAGGAGACAGAAGAUCGACUACGGGAUCUAUAUCAUCACACAGCUGGGUGAGGACACCUUCAACCGAGCCAAGCUCUUGAAUGUUGGCUAUACUGAGGCCCUGAAAGAUGCAGAGUACGAUUGUUUCAUCUUCAGCGAUGUGGACCUCAUCCCGAUGGACGACCGCAACCUCUACCACUGUUAUGACCAGCCACGACACUUUGCCAUUGCAAUGGACAAGUUUGGUUUCAGGCUUCCGUACGCUGGAUACUUUGGCGGGGUUUCUGGGUUGAGCAAAAAACAGUUCCUCAAGAUCAAUGGCUUCCCCAAUGAGUACUGGGGCUGGGGAGGAGAAGAUGAUGACAUUUAUAACAGGAUCACACUGAACGGGAUGAAGGUGUCUCGACCUGAUGUCCGCAUCGGCCGCUACAGGAUGAUCAAACACGAGAGAGACAAGCACAAUGAACCCAACCCACAGAGGUUCAACAAGAUCCAAAACACCAAGAACACCAUGAAGAGGGACGGCAUCAGCACAUUGACAUACCGGGUGGUCCACUUCAAGAAGUACCCCCUCUACACUAACAUUUCCGUGGAGAUCGGCAAGCCCCCGCCCCGGCCAUUCAGGGGUUAAACAGAUUGGUUGAGGGGAGAUAAUUGGGGGCAGAUCCAUAAUUGCACAGAAGACAGCCUCCAUAUCCGCCUCCCUCAGCCUGACCCAAUCCCGGACAACCCCCGCCCCCCCCCUUCGGCCCAGACCCCGCCCCGCCGACAGCUCAGCAGUUGCAGCGAGCCACUAAGGCGGCUGGGAUUCUGACUGACUAGCUGUCGUGGAGGGGGCGGGGUGGGGGUUGAGGGGUUAUGCUGUGUCUGUGCCCUAACAACACAAAGCAACAGGGUUCAAGAGGAGACACGUCAGGCUUGAUGGUUGACACGUCCGGGGUUGGGCCUGGGGUCCGGAGGUACUGCAGCGGAACUGAGAACGGCCCGGUUCUCUCGGAUGAUCCAUCAGCCCCGAUCUCUCUGAGAAUCCAUCAGCCCUAUGUCUCUGAGAAUCCAUCAGCCCUGAUCUCUCUGAGAAUCUUUCUGUCAACAGGACGUACUGUAUGGGCGCAAAAUGAAUGUGUAUUGUCUUUGCUUGCAUCCAAUGCAGGCGCUCCCGCCCACCUCCCAUGUCUCUGACACUGAGAAACUGCGAUAGAGGAGAGCAACAAAGUGCACCGACUCCAGUUUGUCUUGGGGGGGGGUUCUUUUUUUUUUUUAAAGACAUAGAAUUGUCACUCUCUGCAGAUGGAAACAAGGUUGAGAGACAUCCAGCCAGUAUAGACCCACCCACUAGUGGAAGGACCUGACUAUCCAAGGGACCGUUUCUGACCUUUCUGUGGAGACAAGAGGCACAGUAGAUGGAACAGAAGAUGACAUUCCAGCACGUUCUGAUGGGUGAUGGCCAGAGACUUGCUUGUUGAUGUGUCUUGCUCACAGAGAAGGUUUGGGUAGAUGGACACGUAAACCUCUGCUGUAUGACAAUGGAGCCCUGACAGUUUUAGAAUAGGCUCGUCUCUGUUUCGAAACAAGACUUUUUGCUCAAUUUUUUUCCUUUUCUUAAAAUGCCAUCCACAUUUUGGGAGAAAAAAAUAUAUAUUAGGCAUUGAUAUGCUAGUGGUGGAAAUUGAGAAUAUUGUUGAUAAGGAGAGUCUAGUAUGGUGAAUAUUUGCAUUGUAGCAUUCAUUCCAUCCAAGGCCGAAGCACACUGCACUGAGGUGAUAAGAACAGAACUGAAGUUGGUUAUUUCUUCAGGUUGAAUGAUUCCCCUUUGAAUAUAUAGCCCACAAAUAGUGAGAAAAUAUCAAAUAUAAUUUAACUAUUAACACCACCAGUGUAUGAAAGCCUUUUAAUGUCUUAAGUAAGUUAGCAUUUUUCUUCUUUCACUUUUUUCUCCUUUCUUUUUUUGUACUGCCUAAACACCAAAUGGAUGCCUUCAGAAUUUGUAGGGGCAAUGAUAAGGAAUGCUGCAUUCUGGGAUUUUUUUAUUGACAUUCCUGUUGUGUGUAGUGACGUGAACAUCUCUUUUGUACUACCAACGGUUUUCUGGGCUAGGCUUGAGACAGUGAGUAUUUAGAGAUGCCCGGAGCAACCUUUUAACCCUCUGUUUAUUUUAAGAGCCUUUUAAUAUUUGAGUGCAUUUCCCUUUUUUUCCCCUGACAACACCCUCCACUGCUUUUUAUUUCUCUUCCUGCUUCAGCUGUCUUCUCUCGUGUGUAUGUGUGUAUGUAUGUGUGCGUGUGUGUGUGUACUGUAUGAACGAAACACACAACGUGUUUCUGUACUCUGCCAUCUGAUGAAUACACAGACAGCUGUGUUUCAAGCACACUGAUCCUCCAUAGAAAUAUCAGGAGGACUUCAACAAUCAUCUUUCAUUCUGCUGCCUUUUCAUUUUGAGUGCAUUACUGGUUUUGACUUGCUGUGCCCUUGGAAAGUAAAUACUCUUCUCCCUGUUCUACGUUGGAGACCAAUGGACUUUUACACUACUGUAUUUUGUGUGCCGUUGCCUCUGUCAAAUGGGUGCAAUAUACAGUGCUAUGACUGUGCCCCGCAAGAUUUUGUUCAUGGAGUUUUUCUUUUUAUAUUCUUGCCUAUGGUUCCGGCACCGUAUGAUUCAUCAGGCUGACAAGCUUCUGCUUUUAUGUUCUAUGUUGAGGAAAUAAUGCUCCAAAAAGGCUAAAUAUAUUAGUUGGCCUGUGGUAAGGAGCUUUUCUAUCUAGCUUGUAUUAUCAUUGCCUAAAAUCUGUUUAGGAGGACGAGGUCAAUACGGAUGGCGUAGCACACAACCCUAAAACACACCCGUUUGAUUCACCGCUUUCAUUAAAUGAAAUUCUCUUUCCACUUUUAUGGGUGGUAUUUUCCAAGUGGUGGUCAAAUGUGCUGUUUAUAUCGAGAGCCUGGGCUUUUUUAUUUUAAUCAUAGUUAAAUCAGUCAAUGAUGGCGCUGUACAGUCGAUGGGUGCUUGGUUAACUGCAAGGUAGACCACGGGAUUGGUUAACUGCAAGGUAGACCACGGGAUUGGUUAACUGCAAGGUAGACCACGGGAUACGAUUUCUGUACAUAUCCGACUUGUAGAUUCAGCCGACAACUAGUCAUCGUGUGUGGCAGGUGCAUGAACAGACAUUUGUGUAGUGAACAGGGGAACUAGUCCAACGGCCCUCUGCCCAUGAGGACGUCUCCAAGAUCAACCCGACUUUGUCUGUCUAGUCGGGAAUCCUGUUGGUGUGUCCAUAAUGAUAUCCUGUUUGGCCUGCUGGAGGUUUUGGAACCUGGUAACCCACGUAUAGUCACACUGCUUCACGCUGCGGGUAGUAAGUAAUACAGAAUUGAUAUGAUGCAUAUUGGCAGGGGGACCUUUUAGCACAAGCUGAGACAACCUGACUGCAAGUGUCCUCCUUUCACUACUGGUCAGCUACAAACCAAUGAGAAACCACCGAGUUCUAUAGGCCCUGAUCCAAAGUUGUGCACUGCAGGCGAUAGGGUGCCGUUUGGACCACAGGCCGUCCUCCUCGCAGUCGAGUAUCGCCGUCUUCACUUUGGUCCUGGUAAUGGAUAAUUGCGGGCAAAUAUAUUUUUUUCCGUGUUCAUUUUUACGAGGCAGCCCUUGAGGUGCCCCCCCUGCUGCCAGUGACCACCCUUUGGAGAACGUCUGAAGUUCUGUCUUCAUCCUUCUCCUGUUGGCAGACACUUUGCACGGCUUACCCCUUCUCAUACGUUUCAGCCUGAUGCCCAUUGAGCAAUUUCUUGGCUCAAUGUCAGAGCAGUCAUUUAAAGGAUAUGGUGGAUAACAGGAAGAGGAACAUGAUGGGAUUAGGGCAUUGGAGACAACAUCACUACUGACUGCCUUGGGCCUUCAAGCCUGAGUGCAUUUUUAAAGAUUUACUGUAUCUAUCUAGGUUUUGUACAUUGAAUGUUGAAAAUGUUAUAUCUUAUAUAGAAUGCAUAAUGUCAUAUCAAACCCACUUUUUCUAUACAAUCAAUAAAUCCGCUGGUUAAUGAGAUACA
Molecule: messenger RNA, 5054 nt
Organism: Esox lucius (northern pike)
Lineage: Eukaryota; Metazoa; Chordata; Actinopteri; Esociformes; Esocidae
Gene: b4galt2
Product: UDP-Gal:betaGlcNAc beta 1,4- galactosyltransferase, polypeptide 2
Exons: 7
Coding region: 328-1641 (437 amino acids)
Biological process (GO): carbohydrate metabolic process
Molecular function (GO): glycosyltransferase activity
Source: RefSeq, a predicted model, not a curated record